Messenger RNA from Quercus robur (English oak), 2933 nucleotides. RefSeq names its product synaptotagmin-5. The transcript has 14 exons. Bases 261 to 2729 code for a protein of 822 amino acids. Gene Ontology annotation, molecular function: lipid binding. The record is from RefSeq and is a predicted model, not a curated record. NCBI's taxonomy places the organism in Eukaryota, Viridiplantae, Streptophyta, Magnoliopsida, Fagales, Fagaceae.
GUCUCUCUCAGCUUAUUUCACCUUUUCCUCUUUGGGGCCUUUGGCUUCUUUAACUGUUGAAAACAAAAUAUAUUAUUCCACCACUAUCCCGGAAAUUUAAUAUUUCUGGAUAAUUCAUUUUCUGACCCUUUUGAUAAUGAGUUCUUGUUUUACAUGGGAAUCAUUUUUUUGACAUAACCAUGGAGGUAUGAACACCUAUUAUUUGUUGUAUGUAAGGAUAUAGAGAAGCCAGAAACUGGUUCAGCUGGGUGCUUUCUCAAAUGGGUAGGUGGAGAAAGAGAGCUUUGAGUUUUGAUGAGGUUGUGGAGUUUGUGAAACGUAUCAUACAAGAGAUGCCUCUAAUUCCGUUCUUGAUUCCUCUAAUAUUGAUUGUUUGGGCUAUUGAGAGAUGGGUUUUCUCUGUUACCAAUUGGGUUCCACUCAUUGUUGCUGUCUGGGCAACUAGACAGUAUGGAACUUAUCAACAGCAAAUACUUGUCGAAGACUUGAAUGAAAAAUGGAAGCGAGUUAUACAGAACACCUCAGCAAUAACACCGUUGGAGCACUGUGAAUGGUUGAAUAGGCUGUUGAUGGAAGUAUGGCCUAACUUCAUUAGCCCAAAGCUCUCAAUAAGGUUCUCAGCCAUUGUUGAGAAACGGUUAAAGCACCGAAAAUCAAGGCUUAUUGAAAAAAUUGAAUUGCUUGAAUUUUCACUGGGUUCAAGCCCACCAAGCCUAGGUCUUCAAGGGACUAGCUGGUCAACUUCGGGUGAUCAGAAAAUCAUGCGAUUGGGUUUUGACUGGGACACAACUGAUAUGAGCAUUUUGUUGCAUGCUAAGCUGGCCAAGCCAAUGGGGACUGCACGGAUUAUUAUAAAUAACCUUCAUAUCAAGGGUGAUCUUCACUUGAUGCCAGUUCUGGAGGGGAAGGCAAUUUUGUAUUCAUUUGUGUCAACCCCUGAAGUGAGAAUUGGAGUAGCCUUUGGAAGUGGUGGAAGCCAAUCACUACCAGCCACAGCGUUGCCUGGUGUUUCUUCUUGGCUGGUUAAAAUUUUCACUGACACCUUGGUUAAGACGAUGGUUGAACCUCGCCGCCGUUGUUACUCUUUGCCAGCUGUAGACCUAAGGAAGAAGGCUGUUGGUGGUAGCAUAUAUGUGACAGUCAUUUCAGCGAGUAAACUUUCUCGGAGUUACUUGAGAGGGAACUCAGUGAGAAGGCAGCAAAAUUCUUCUACAAAAGGCACUUUAGAAGAGCUCCAUAUUGAUAAAGAUCUGCAGACAUUUGUGGAAGUUGAACUUGAAGAGUUAACUAGGAGGACAGAUGUGAGAUUAGGCUCAAGUCCCACAUGGAAUUCAACAUUCAAUAUGGUUUUACAUGAAGAGACAGGAAGUAUUCGAUUCCAUCUUUAUGACUCUACCCCGAACAGUGUGAAGUAUGACUAUCUAGCAAGUUGUGAAAUUAAGAUGAAGUAUGUCGCAGAUGAUUCCACAACAUUUUGGGCAAUAGGACCUGACUCUGGUGUAAUAGCCAAGCAUGCAUUUUGUGGAAUGGAAGUUGAUAUGGUUAUUCCAUUUGAGGGGGCUCAGUCAGGGGAGUUGACAGUGAGACUUGUCUUAAAAGAAUGGCAAUUCUCGGAUGGUUCACACAGCUUGAACAGCUAUCAUCUUAGCUUGCAACAAUCAAUCAAUGGGACAUCAACUGUUCUGGCAAGAACUGGAAGGAAGAUCAAUAUAACUGUUGUGGAAGGAAAAGAUCUUAUUGCAAAAGAAAAAUCUGGAAAGUGUGAUCCAUAUGUUAAAUUGCAAUAUGGAAAGGCUCUCCAGAAAACUAAGUCUAUGCAUGCUUUAAAUCCCAUAUGGAACCAGAAAUUUGAAUUUGAUGAGAUAGGAGGCGAUGAAUAUCUUAAAAUAAAAUGCUACAAUGAAGACACCUUUGGAGAUGACCACAUAGGUUGCGCACGAGUAAAUUUGGAAGGACUGGUGGAGGGGUCAACAUGGGAUGUAUGGGUUCCCCUUGAAAAAGUGAAUUCAGGAGAGCUAAGGCUUCAAAUAGAAGCAGUCAGAGUUGAUGACUUCGACGGAUCAAGGGGUUCAACCAUAGGUUCAGGAAGUGGCUGGAUUGAACUCAUUCUCAUUGAAGCAAAAGACCUUGUUGCAGCUGAUCUCAGAGGGACAAGUGAUCCCUAUGUGAGGGCACAUUAUGGGAACUUGAAGAAAAGAACAAAGGUCAUCUACAAAACUCUAAAUCCCCAGUGGAAUCAGACCUUAGAAUUCCCUGAUGAUGGCAGCCCCUUAGUUUUGUAUGUAAAAGACCACAAUGAUUUACUACCCACAACAAGUAUAGGUGAUUGUGUUGUAGAAUAUCAGAGAUUGCCUCCGAAUCAGAGAUCUGACAAGUGGAUACCCCUGCAAGGGGUUAAAAGGGGAGAGAUUCAUAUUCAAAUUACGAGAAGAGUUCCCGAACUACAGAAGAAAUCUAGUUUAGAUUCUGAACCAUCCUUAACUAGAGCACAUCGUAUUUCUGGCCAGAUGAAGCAAACGUUGGUCAAGUUUCAAUCUUUAAUUGAGGAUGGCAAUCUUGAAGAACUCUCAGCAGCUUUGAGUGAGAUAGAAAGCAUUGAGGAUACGCAAGAAGAGUACAUGAUACAGCUUGAGACUGAGCAAAUGCUUCUUAUUAACAAGAUUACAGAGCUUGAUCAGGAAGUUUUUAGCUCAUCUCCUUCUUUGAGCAGAAUGUCUUCUGACAAUUGAAACAUUCCUUCAAGUUUUAGCCUUAAUGAUUGUUUUUUCCCUUGAUAUAGUUUUUCUUACACAAGAAUCAUCUCGGAUAGCCUAGUGUACAUGGUUCUCCAACUCACAAGUCUUUAAUGGUUCAUGUCAGGCUGUGUAUAUUGAAUAUGGAUGCAUGACUAAUACUUAAUAUUGAAUGAAAAUAUAGCAUUUGCUCUUUCAGAA